GUCUGUGCUUUGACGAUUUGUGACGUUCUUUUAAAAAGUAAAAUGUCAACACAACUUUUGACAAAUGUACACGAAGGUGUCCAUCUAAACUUUGCUAAAAAUUCCGUCUAUGUAAGCGGGAACUAUGAAUAUUAUCAUUAUUUAUGCGACAAAUUUGAUGACAGGGGCUGGGGAUGCGGAUACAGAACAUUACAAACAAUAUGUUCCUGGAUGAAGUUGAAUAUUAAUAGUUCGAUAAAGGUUCCAAGUAUAAGAGAUAUUCAGAGCAUUUUAGUGGAAAUGGAAGACAAACCACAAUCUUUCUUAGGUUCCAGGCAGUGGAUUGGGAGUUUUGAGGUUUGUCUUGUCAUAGACAAGUUAUUUGAUGUGCCAAGUAAAAUACUUCAUGUCAAUAAAGGUGAUAGUCUCGAAAGUAUCGUAGAGACUCUGAGUACUCAUUUUGAGAAGUUUGGCAGUCCUGUCAUGAUGGGAGGUGAUGUUGACUGUUCAUCGAAGGGCAUCAUGGGUGUUCACAAAGAUGGUGUUAAUUCUAGCUUGCUGAUUGUGGAUCCACACUAUGUCGGUAAAGAGAUAUCAAAAGAAUUCUUACAAAACAAAGGCUGGGUAAAAUGGCAGCCUUUAAAAGACUUUCUUAGCAUGUCAUUUUAUAACUUAUGUUUACCACAAGCUAAAUCCAAGGUAACCUAAACCAAAAUAAAUUUACAUUUCCUUAA
Molecule: messenger RNA, 713 nt
Organism: Melitaea cinxia (Glanville fritillary)
Lineage: Eukaryota; Metazoa; Arthropoda; Insecta; Lepidoptera; Nymphalidae
Gene: Ufsp1
Product: ufm1-specific protease 1
Exons: 4
Coding region: 43-687 (214 amino acids)
Source: RefSeq, a predicted model, not a curated record